Messenger RNA from Aspergillus nidulans FGSC A4, 1455 nucleotides. Its product is annotated as aldehyde dehydrogenase. Lineage: Eukaryota; Fungi; Ascomycota; Eurotiomycetes; Eurotiales; Aspergillaceae. The record is from RefSeq and is a predicted model, not a curated record. The coding region runs from base 1 to 1455 and encodes 484 amino acids. Gene Ontology annotation, molecular function: oxidoreductase activity; oxidoreductase activity, acting on the aldehyde or oxo group of donors, NAD or NADP as acceptor. The transcript is spliced from 4 exons.
AUGACAACACCAACGCCUUCGGUUAUCCCUUUGAUCAUCAACGGCAAGGAGGAGCUGGCUUCCUCAGUGUUCGAUGUAAUUAGUCCUUACACAAACAAGGCCUGCUGGGCCGCAGCAUCUGCUUCACCUCAAGAUGCCAUUCGUGCCGUUGAGGCAGCCCAAGCGGCGUUCCCAGCAUGGUCGCAGACUAAGCCGACUGUCCGACGAGAUAUCCUCCUCAAGGCGGCAGACAUCCUUGAGAGUAGACUGGAGAAGUGUGCCGAGUUCAUGCGGACGGAGAUGGGAGCAGAUGCUGGGGCGUCACAAUUCUUCGUUGUCCCCCUGGCAAUCCGUAUGUUGAGGGAAGUGGCAAGCCGCAUCACCUCAAUUUGCGGCACUGUACCUGUUGUCGAGGCGGAAGGACAGAGCGCAAUCAUCUAUAAGGAGCCGAUGGGAGUUAUCCUGGGAAUUGUACCAUGGAAUGCACCGUACGUGUUCGGUGUUCGAUCUGCUGCAUGUGCUCUUGCCGCCGGCAAUACGACGAUUCUGAAAUCGUCCGAACUCACGCCAUGCUGUUACUGGGCGCUGACCCGCGCCUUUCACGACGCCGGAUUGCCAGACGGGUGUCUCAACCUUGUGUCCUGUCGCCCGCAGGAUGCAGCAGAGGUGGUCAACGCCAUGAUUGAGCACCCGGCUGUGAUGAAGAUUAACUUUACCGGAAGCACGGCUGUUGGCCGGAAGAUCGCUCGUGCUUGCGGGCAGAAUCUUAAGCCGUGCCUGAUGGAGCUAGGGGGUAAAAACAGCUCAAUUGUGUGUGCUGAUGCAGAUAUUGAAACCGCUGUCAAGUCCGUAAUUGCCGGGGCGUAUUUGAACUCCGGCCAAAUUUGCAUGGCUACAGACCGGAUUCUUGUGCAUUCCUCCAUUGCACCAACUUUUGUGGAAGCUCUCAAGAGUGCUUUGCAGUCAAUGUCUGACCCCUCAUCUGAGCCUCCAACUCUGGUCAACGUUGCGUCCAAGGCGCGUGUGCAGCGGCUAAUCGAGAGUGCUCUUGAAGCUGGUGCCCAUAUAAUUCACGGAUCCGUAACUGCAGACUCUGACGCAGCAAACUCAGAUUCUGGAGUCCGUAUGCCACCCGUCCUUCUAGGUGGAGUCAAGGAGGAUAUGGCCGUAUGGCAGGAUGAAGCGUUCGCUUCAUUAGCAGCUUGCAUGACAUUCGACACAGAGGAAGAAGCAGUCCGGAUUGCGAAUAGCAGCGGGUAUGGGCUGUCCGCGGCGGUGUUUACUCAGGAUCUGCGAAAAGGUCUGGCGAUCGCCAGGAAAAUUCAGUCUGGCGCCGUACAUAUCAACAGCAUGACGAUUCACGACGAGCCCGUACUGCCUCAUGGAGGCGUUAAGAACAGUGGCUGGGGUCGAUUCAAUGCCUCUCAAGGCUUGGAAGAAUUCUUGGUUACAAAAAGUGUGACUUGGAUGGACUGA